Messenger RNA from Penicillium malachiteum, 1398 nucleotides. Its product is annotated as CENP-N/CHL4 family protein. NCBI's taxonomy places the organism in Eukaryota, Fungi, Ascomycota, Eurotiomycetes, Eurotiales, Aspergillaceae. Gene Ontology annotation, biological process: CENP-A containing chromatin assembly; chromosome segregation. The coding region runs from base 1 to 1398 and encodes 465 amino acids. The record is from RefSeq and is a predicted model, not a curated record. The transcript has 2 exons.
AUGGCGCCUCCAAAAUCAGUUCGCGCCCCGACAACGGCCAGUCUACCAAACAACCUCCGUAUUCCCUCGACUGCACAAUCCUUGACCAAGACUUUGAACAAGCUUUCCCGGCAAGCACUUCUUGAUCUUGCCCUCAUAUGGUUGGACGAUCAAAAUUUCAAGUCAUUUCCACCCUAUCUCCAACGUGAAGAAACCAACAACGAAUAUGAAGAAGCGCUACCAUACCCCGCCGCGGAAACCAUCGAAGAAGCUCGCCAGGCAUACGAAGACAUGCAAGAACGAAAAGGCGGCAAGCGCGAAGUUGUCGAGCGAAUCUUGGAAGGAGAUUGGCGCCAGGGUAUCACAUUGCGACAGCUCGCUAUGGCAGAUAUCCGGUACAUAGAAGACCAUCCAGCAAGUUCACGCUGGACAGCUCUGGAACUAGAGCGCAUCGAUUCAAAACACAAAACUUCCACCAAUUCCUCCACCUCAGAAGCUUGGGCUACACAUUACCAUCUCGCCCGUUCCAAUACCCUCCCUCUAACCUUCCUCCGAAUAUUCAUCGUGGACUCACCAUACCAAUCCCCACGACAAUCCCAUGAAAUCUUCGCCGACGCCUCCCGCAUCAUCUACGUCGCUUUCCCCGAUAGUUCCCCAUACAUCUACACCUCCGUCGCGAUCACCACAGGCUCAAACGCAAAACCUAUCACAUCCUCAAGUUCUAUCGCGACGGAUCCAAAGAGCCUCCAUCGCUUAGUCCGUGAAGCCGUACCGAAAGCUCUCUCAAGACCUCAUGAGCGAUAUACAUUAAAGGCUACGGCGCUAGCAACGAAAAACCUUCCUACACUCUUAGCUCUACGUGGAGCAGGACGCUCAACGGCUGCGAAUGGCAGCUUUAGUAUUUUUGCCGAUGCAGCGCUAGAAGGGAGCCCAUUAGAUCCUCGUCCUUCAAAUACAGUUGCUGCCGAGGAACAUAUGCGUGGUGGACAUAAACCUAUUAAAGAUGAAGAUAAAGAAAAUAAUAGCGAGGUUCAUUCGCAGGAACUGCAAUUGCCAAGUCAUCCUAAAAAACGCCAUUCCGGUACAAGUACUGGUAUGGAUGGAUCGAUUUCACCAUCUUCGAAAAAACGGCGUUUGGCCGUUGACUCGCGCUUUGGGUCGGCCUCGUCUUCAUUGACUCCGGCUCCGCUCGAUCGUCUGGAUAUUCGUCUUUUGGAUGCGCCGGUGGAGGACCGUGAGAAUGAUACUCGAACGGGUGUUUUGCCUCCGUUGUCGCUUACUUUCUCUGGCGCGGAUGUUAUUGGUGGGAUUCGGAAACUCGCUGAGCUUGGCGUUGUUGAUCCUGAACGUAUGCCAUCUUGGAUGACUGGUGAAGAAGCUGUUAGUAUGGCUGUUGUUCGUGGGGAAGAAGGAUUCUAA